Molecule: messenger RNA, 4553 nt
Organism: Cyclopterus lumpus (lumpfish)
Lineage: Eukaryota; Metazoa; Chordata; Actinopteri; Perciformes; Cyclopteridae
Gene: myo1eb
Product: myosin IEb
Exons: 27
Coding region: 185-3484 (1099 amino acids)
Biological process (GO): actin filament organization; vesicle transport along actin filament
Cellular component (GO): microvillus; myosin complex; cytoplasm
Molecular function (GO): ATP binding; actin filament binding; microfilament motor activity
Source: RefSeq, a predicted model, not a curated record
CGAAGUGAGAACAUGGUGCCGAGACCAGCAGAAUCCUUCUGAUUCACUGAUCUGACUCAACGGAUCCGGACUGAGCUGAUCCGGGAUCAGUCCAAGCUCACCUGGAUCCCGAUCCACCUGAGACUCACUGAAGAUUGCUCAACGUCUACCUGAAGCCGGAAGUGAAGCAAGAGGAGCAGCAGACAUGGGUAGUAAGGAGCGUUACCAUUGGCUGGCUCAGAACGUGAAGGUGAGCGGCGUGGACGACAUGGUGCUGCUGUCCAAGAUCAACGAGGACGCCAUCACAGAGAACCUGAAGAAGAGAUACAUGGACGACUACAUCUUCACCUACAUCGGUCCAGUUCUGAUCUCUGUGAAUCCAUUCAAACAGCUUCCGUAUUUCACUGACCGAGAAGUGGAGCUCUACCAGGGAGCGGCUCAGUAUGAGAACCCCCCCCACAUCUAUGCUCUGGCUGACAAUAUGUACAGAAACAUGAUGAUUGACAACGAGAACCAGUGUGUCAUCAUCAGCGGUGAAAGUGGAGCUGGAAAAACUGUUGCGGCCAAAUUCAUCAUGAGCUACGUGUCCAAAGUGUCUGGAGGAGGAGACAAAGUCCAGCACGUUAAAGACAUCAUCCUGCAGUCGAACCCUCUCCUGGAGGCCUUUGGGAACGCCAAAACUGUUCGCAACAACAACUCCAGCAGAUUUGGUAAAUACUUUGAGAUCCAGUUCAGUCGAGGAGGAGCUCCUGAUGGAGGAAAGAUCUCCAACUUCCUGUUGGAGAAAACUCGAGUUGUUUCUCAGAAUCCUGGAGAGAGAAGCUUCCACAUCUACUACCAGAUGUUAGAGGGGGCGAGUUCGGAGCAGCGGGAGAACCUCGGGGUCACGACCCCCGACUAUUACUUCUAUCUCAACCAAUCAGGAACCUACACGGUGGAGGACAUGAACGACAAGAAGGAGUUCCUCGAUACGAUGGAGGCCAUGUCAGUAGUGGGUCUGUCUGUGGAGGAACAGGAUUCAGUUCUUCAGCUCGUUGCAGGAAUUCUUCAUCUGGGAAACAUCAGCUUCAGAGAGGAGAACAACUACGCUGUGGUGGAGAGCCAGGACUUCCUGGCCUUCCCGGCCUUCCUGCUGGGGGUCCCUCAGGACGGGCUGUGCAGUAAGCUGACCAGCAGGAUGAUGGACAGCAAGUGGGGCGGGACGACGGAGUCCAUCGCCGUGACGCUGAGCACAGAGCAGGCCUGCUUCUCCAGAGACGCGCUGUCCAAAGCGCUGUACACCAGGCUGUUCGACUUCCUGGUGGACUGUGUUAAUAAAGCCAUCCAGAAAGACCAGGAGGAGUUCAACAUCGGAGUCCUUGAUAUCUACGGCUUUGAGAUCUUCCAGAGAAACGGCUUCGAGCAGUUCUGCAUCAACUUUGUGAACGAGAAGCUGCAGCAGAUUUUUAUUGAGCUCACGCUGAAGGCCGAACAGGACGAGUAUGUCCAGGAGGGGAUCCAAUGGACGCCCAUCGAGUAUUUCAACAACAAGGUGGUCUGUGACCUCAUUGAGUCCAAACUGAAUCCUCUUGGGCUCAUGAGCGUCCUGGACGACGUGUGUGCAACGAUGCACGCUAAAGGUGAAGGGGCGGACCAGACGCUGCUGCAGAAGCUCCAGGGACAGAUCGGAUCCCACGAGCACUUCAGCAGCUGGAACAAAGGGUUCAUCAUCCACCACUAUGCCGGGAAGGUGUCGUAUGACGUCAGCGGGUUCUGUGAGAGGAACAGAGACGUGUUGUUUAAUGACAUCAUCGAGCUGAUGCAGAGCAGCGAGUUUCCGUUCAUCAGAGCUUUGUUCACUGAGAACCUGGAGGUGGAGAAGAGAGGCCGUCCGUCCACCGCCAGCAGUAAGAUCAAGAAACAAGCCAACAGUCUGGUCCAGACUCUGAUGAAGUGCACCCCCCACUACAUCCGCUGCAUCAAACCCAACGAGACCAAACGCCCCCGGGACUGGGAAGAUAACCGAGCCAGACACCAGGUGGAGUACCUGGGACUCCGGGAGAACAUCAGAGUCCGGCGGGCGGGAUACGCCUACAGACGGGCCUUCAACAAGUUCUUGCAGAGGUACGCCAUCCUGACUAAGGAGACCUGGCCACGUUGGAAAGGCAAGGAGCGCCAGGGAGUCCUGCAUCUCCUCAACUCCGUCCACAUGGACCAGGACCAGUUCCAGCUGGGCAAGACCAAAGUCUUCAUCAAAGCUCCGGAGUCGCUCUUCCUGCUGGAGGAGAUGAGGGAAAGGAAGUAUAACGGCUAUGCUCGGGUCAUCCAGAAGGCCUGGCGUAAACACAUCGCUGUCCGCAAGUACGUCAAGAUGAGGGAGGAAGCCUCCGACGUUCUUUUGAAUAAGAAGGAGCGCCGCAGAAACAGCAUCAACAGGAACUUCGUGGGCGACUACCUUGGGACCGAGAACCACCCGGAGAUCAGACAGUUCGUCGGCCGCCGAGAGAGAAUCGACUUCGCUGACGUCGUGGUGAAGUUUGACCGAAGAUUCCGGACUGUGAAGCGAGACCUCAUCUUAACCCCAAAGUUCCUGUACCUGAUUGGUCGAGAAAAGGUGAAGCAGGGUCCAGAUAAAGGUCAGAUCCAGGAGGUUCUCAAGAGGAAGAUAGAGCUCAACAAGAUCCAGUCUGUUUCCCUGAGCACUCUGCAGGAUGACUUCUUCAUCGUCCAUGAAGAGGAGUACGACAGUGUUCUUCAGAGCAUCUUUAAGACGGAGUUCCUCAGUCUGCUGGUCAAACGUUAUCAGGAGAAAACUCAGAAGAAGCUUCCGCUGAAGUUCAACAACCUCCUGGAGUUUAAGGUGAAGAAGGGAGGCUGGGGUCCAUUCAGCUCUUCAGGGUCCCGACAGAUCCAGUUCCAGGAUGGUCAGGGGGAUGAGGCCGUCCUGAAGCCCAGCGGCAAGGUCCUGCAGGUCUCCAUCGGACCGGGUCUGCCCAAAAACUCCAGACCGACAAGGAAAGACCAACGCAAGAGCCGCUAUAUGGGGAGCCAGACCGCGUCCACCAACCAGUACAACUCCGCGCAUCGCUCCAGAGGGGGCGGAGCUCCCCGAGGAGGCUCCUCCUCCUCCUCCAGAGGCUCCCUGCUGAGGCAGCAGUCCAGCAUGGACCAGCCCAGUCUGCCCCGCCUCCAGAGCCGGCACCACCACGACAACCAGCCCAAGAAACACCAAGACAUGGGCUUCAUGAACGUCCCCGACCAGGGCGCCGCUGGACUUCAGCGGCGCCGGUCGAAGGAGGUAAAGCCUCUUCCUGGAUCAGGUCGACCCAAACCAGCUCCCAAACCGAAGCCGCGGUCUCCACAGUGCCGAGCUCUGUACGCCUACGACGCCCAGGACACGGACGAGCUCAGCUUCAAUUCUGAUGACGUCAUGGAGAUACUCACUGAAGAUGCAUCUGGUUGGUGGUUCGGUCGGUUGCGGGGCAGAGAGGGGAUGUUCCCAGGAAACUAUGUGGAGAAGAUCUAAACCUCCUCAUUGGUGAGGGGUGGGUCAGAGGUCACCACAUCUUUCAACACAUCAACUAACAGGAAAGAGGAAGCUGAACAUUACAAGAUCAUUCAUAUAAAAACACACGUAUGUUUCAGUCAGUGACGACAGCUGUCAACCUGUCAAAGGUCAGUGUCUGGUUAAAUGUCCCUGUAAUACUGUGUCCAGUCAGGUUAAAUGUCCCCGUAAUACCGUGUCCAGUCAGGUUAAAUGUCCCCGUAAUGCUGUGUCCAGUCAGGUUAAAUGUCCCUGUAAUACUGUGUCCAGUCAGGUUAACUGUCCCCGUAAUACUGUGUCCAGUCAGGUUAAAUGUCCCCGUAAUACUGUGUCCAGGCAGGUUAAAUGUCCCUGUAAUACUGUGUCCAGUCAGGUUAAAUGUCCCUGUAAUACUGUGUCCAGUCAGGUUAAAUGUUCCCGUAAUGCUGUGUCCAGUCAGGCUAAAUGUCCCCGUAAUACUGUGUCCAGUCAGGUUAACUGUCCCCGUAAUACUGUGUCCAGUCAGGUUAACUGUCCCCGUAAUACUGUGUCCAGUCAGGUUAACUGUCCCCGUAAUACUGUGUCCAGUCAGGUUAAAUGUCCCCGUAAUGCUGUGUCCAGUCAGGUUAACUGUCCCCGUAAUACUGUGUCCAGUCAGGUUAACUGUCCCCGUAAUACUGUGUCCAGUCAGGUUAACUGUCCCCGUAAUACUGUGUCCAGUCAGGUUAACUGUCCCCAUAAUGGUGUCCAGUCAGGUUAACUGUCCCUGUGUGACUUCAGUCUCUGAUCAUCUCUUGUUUUAAAGCAACAGCUCAAUCAAUUCCCCAUCAGUGUUACCAUGUAAACCUGCAGUGCAGCGCCCCCUACCGGCUCCAGUGUUUACUACAGCCAUGAUAUGAAAAGUGUUAAAUAUCUUCCAACCAGAUCAAAGAUGAACGUUACCCUGGAACUUCAAAACAUGAAUUAAAUAUUUGAUUAUCCUAAACAUGAAAAAACAUGACUGAACACAGUUUUUAUUCCUGUGGAUGAAAAGUAAAUUAUAUGAAUAAUAAAAUAAUUAGAUUUUAAUGAC